AUGGAGGGGAAAGGUCGCGGGAAACUGAUGCCUCACCCUCCCAGCAAAACCCCUGAGGACAAUCCUCCAUGUGAUGACCACAAACAAUCCUCCAGCGUUGCGAGACCUGAGUCCCAUCAGAGGUCACGUGACCUAUCGGCUGUGAAAUCCGUUGAUCUCAGCUCAUCAAACGUUUGGGGUCUGUACUGUUUACACGCAGCUAUCAAGACUCCAUCUAAGCAGUCUAAGGAUCAUCAUGACCCUGGAACCUCACAGAUUUCACCGACCUCUUACUUUCCUCUGGGUGGGGAUAGACCCAAAGUCCAAUUGCCUUACAAAACAACUCAUGGGCAGCUUCCGCGCAAAUUAGCGAUAGAGAGACGUCGACGGGAAUUCUUGAAGUUAGAUCUGGAACAGAUCCUGCUUGAAAAAGGCAUUAACUCUAGCAUGUUGAUACCACGAUAUAUGAAGAAUACUGAUGAGGAUGAGAGUGUUCCUUACAAUCCAAUGUCGCUAGACCUCCGACUGGAAUUAUUCGAUAAUGAGGAUUUUGACUGCAGAACACCAGAGGACUGGCUUGCCCUCGGCAAUUCUGAAGAAUCACCUGAUCGAAAGCCUGUUCCUGCAAGAGCCCUCCUGCUUAAUGAUGAUGAUGAUGAUGAGGGUCCUGAAGAUGAGCAAAGAAGCCCGGCACAGGGGUGCAGCUGGCAUUUAGUCGGGGUUCUUGACUAUAGUAAGGAAAAACGUCAGUAUCUGGUACAGAGGGUUCACAAAAGCAGCAGAUGUGAAGGUGACGUGGAAACCCCUAUUGUAAAUGAGGAAUACAAGAAAAAAAAAUCCAUCGAAAUAACUCCCUUACGAGGAGGAAGGGAGCACUGGGUACCCAGGAUUAGACUGUCUUUCUGUGCGGAAGAUCCAAGACUCUUUGCUGAGCGAAUCGGCUUUGCCCUACGUUUGAGGGAGGACGUAAGAGCUCAACUCCUCUACAGCCUGUCCGUUGACUGUAUGCCCAUCUGCCCAAAAGCACCAUCUCUCAGUGCUGACAGUCUGCAGCGUAUGAAAAAGCUUGCUGUAUCAGCCCCUGGUCUCAGUCUCAAAAUUUUGGAGACAUGUUCAGAGAACCUGGAGGAGGAGGUCAAACUUGAUUAUGACCGCGUUAUGAACCGCAUGGUUUUUGACAAAGUGGUGAUGAAGCACCCUGGAGAGUUUCCACAUGUCACCCUGCCACUGAAGAACCCUGAGUAUAUUCCUGAAAAAGGGUGUGUACCAGUUCCAAAGUUUACCUAUGAGAAGUACCGAGAAACAUUUGAGUUCAACUGCCUGUUAAUAAAGCCGGAGCUGACUACUUUAUUAUCUGAAAUGUGGUCAGAAUGCAACAAAGUGGCAAAAAUGAGGCUGUUCAGUGUCUCUCCGAUGAAACCACUUCGACUGGACGAAUUUGAACUCAUCCAGUCUCAGAUUCACACUCAGAUAAGGCUGUACGUUCAGGAGGAAUGGGUUGUCACAAUGAGCAACAACAUCCGUACCACCUUGUGUACCUUUGGCAAGGGCACGUACAACAUAGAUGAGAAUGAUUUUGAGAUAUACACGUAUGCCAAUCUGUACAGACUGAUGAACGUGGUGCUCUUUAGCAUGCAGGACGCCUUGCACUACCUUGUGCAGGAUUCACUUUUCAGCCUGACUGAGUGUUUGCUGGAAGUCUGUCACAAUGUACUGACUUGUCCUCAGGAUAUGGUCUGGGGAAACAACCUUAACAAUAGCCCCUACACACAAAAGAGGAAUCCUCUGUUCCUGGUUGACUUGAUUCUGGACCAGAGUGGGGUUCAUUACAGCACUCCAAUUGAGGAUUUUCAGAAAUCUGUCCUUAACCUGUUUGAUGAAAGCAUCCUUGUUACACACAAAGUUUCAAAGCUCGAUGGGUUUGUGCUGAAGAACAUGUUUUAUCAAGAUGAUCUUUUACUCAGAGCAGUCGAUUUGUGUGACCCAGAGGUGAAUAAGAUGAGAAAUAAAGUGCACAAGGCGCUGGUUCAAGCAGCAAUACCUCUCAGGGCUUAUGCUGCUGAAUAUGAGAAAUACUUGGAACUUCAUAACUUGGACAUUGACACUCUUCUUGGGUCUCAUAAUGCAGAGCAGAGAGCACAAGAGGUGAAGACAGAGGUGGAACAACACCUCGCAGAAAGGGAAAAGCUUGAACAGUGCCUGCCAUCCUCCAUUGUGAUUGGUCCAUUUUUUGUCCGCACAGAGGCUGUUCGUCAGUCUCUCAUAAAGAAAAGGAAAGCUCUAGCCAAUGCUCUGCUGGACCAACUUGCUGUGAGGCAGCGUAAGGAGAUUGACAAAGCAUGUGAGGAGUGUACCAUUUUGAGCAGAAAGUUACGCGAGAAGCCCAAUAGCAUUGAAGAGCUCACUGAGAAGAGGGAAUGGAUUAAACAAAUCCCCAAACUCCUAAAAAGUUACAAGGAACAACUUGGAAAAACCUUGUCAGACUAUGAGAUAAUGGAGGGAACUUUCUACUGUCUGACAAAUGAUGAUUUCAACAAAAAGUGGACAGCCAUUGGAUGGCCUCAAAAGAUACUUUGCCAGAUAGAAACAGUAACUAUCGAGCAUGAAGAAGAUGAGGAGCGCUUCCGCAAGAUCCAGCUAUCUGAUCAGAGCAAGUUUGAGGAAUAUCUAGAUUUUCUACAGAAAAUUAUUACUGGCUUUGCAAGCUAUGGAGACAUCAAUCAUGCCCAUGAGAUAGCCAUCAAGGUCAAGCGCACUUGCAAACAGCUCACGGAGUGCCAAGCCACAGCCAAACUGUACAACCUCAGAGAGGAGCUGCUUGGUUUACCUAUCUCGAAUUAUGAUCAUCUAGAGAAGCUGAUAAAUGAUUUCCAGCCUUUUAAAAACCUCUGGACCACCACUUCCGAGUGGCUGCGGUGGAAUGAAAGCUGCCUUAAUGAUCCCCUGUCUUCGAUUGACCCUGAACAUUUGGAAAAGACUAUGCGUGAUGCCCAGAAAACCAUAGAGAAGUGUAGUACACAGUUAAAGGACAUUGCUGAUAGCCAAGUGGUGGCAACCAUAAUAAUGAGCAAGAUCGAGGAAUUCUGGCCAUGCGUCACUUUAAUUCAGUGUCUGAGGAACCCGGGUAUGAAGAACCGUCAUUGGGAUAUGCUUUCGGAAUCCAUUCAAGUGAAAGUCAAACCCAAAGCCAACUUGAACCUUACCCGCUACCUUGAGCUGGGCCUACAGAACCAUGUGGAAGACAUAAAAGAUAUGGUGGAGUUGGCUGAGAAAGAGUAUGCUAUUGAAAAGUGGCUAACGCUACAAUAUGAGAACAGCAACAUCUCCACUAAUCUCUUUGAUGAUACAAAGUUUAAUCUUGUGACUGUUUUCACUAAUUUUAUUGUGACAUUUUUCUACUUCCUGAUCCAGACUCUGGAAAAGAUGAAUAAAGAAUGGUCGACAGUAGAUUUUGAUUUGAUACCCUAUAAGAACACAGGAACACACAUUUUGGGGAGCCCAGAUAAAGCAUUCGAAAUGCUGGAUCAUGACAUUGUAACCACCCAGACAAUGUCCUUCUCCCCCUUCAAAAAAGCAUUUGAGGGACGCAUCGAUGCCUGGGAGUGCAAGCUCAGAAUGAUUCGAAACGUGUUGGAAGAAUGGCUGUUUUGCCAGCAUUCCUGGUUGGCCUUGGAGCCUAUCUUCAGCUGUGAUGAUAUAAACCAGCAGCAGCCUGUGGAGGGAAAUCUAUAUCAGCGGAUGGAGGUGCUAUGGAAGAGCAUCAUGCGAAGUGCCUUUGAAAAUCAAAAGGUGAUUGAGCUCUGUACAGAAGCUCAACUACUGCAAAAGCUUAAAUAUUGCAACAUGCUUUCGGAAAAGGUUCAGAGAGGUCUUGUGGAGUACUUGGGGAAAAAACGGAGCUCCUUUCCGCGGUUUUUCUUUCUGUCUGAUAAUGAGCUCCUGGAGAUUUUGUCUCACACCAAAGACCCCACUACUAUUCAACCAUACCUGAACAAAUGCUUUGAGAACAUUGCACAGUUUCAGUCAGACCUACAGAUAACACAUAUGUACUCUGGAGGAGGCGAGGAGGUGAAACUGCUAAUGCCAGUGCUGCCGACUGGGGAUGUGGAGGCCUGGCUGAGAGAUGUGGAGAUGUCUAUGAAGGCCACUUUAAGGGAUAACAUUGACCGCUCUUACAAAGCCCAUUCUGAACAACCUCGUGUGGAGUGGGCGUUAUCGUGGCCAGGUCAAGUAGUGAUAGCUGGCUGCCAGGUCAUUUGGACUGCGGAGGUGUCUGAAGCUCUAGAACAAGGAGACUUGGCUUCCCGCCUUUAUCCCCAACUUCAGUCUCAGCUGGAUGACUUGGUGCUGCUGAUGAGAGGACAUCUUUCUAAGAUACAACAAGCUGUGCUGUCUUCCCUCAUUGUAAUAGAGGUUCAUGCUAAGGAUAUAGUGGCCAAACUGGUGGAGCAGAAAGUCUCGACCAUCGAUGAUUUUCAGUGGAUCAGCCAGCUUAGAUAUUACUGGAGAAAAGAGGACUUGUACGCUCAAUCAGUGGAUGCAGAAUUCUUGUAUGGAUAUGAAUAUCUUGGUAAUUCUAGUCGCUUGGUCAUCACCCCACUUACUGAGAGGUGCUACUUAACCCUAACUGGAGCUCUAAACCUGAAAUUUGGAGGUGCACUCACAGGCCCAACAGGGACAGGAAAAACAGAAACUGUUAAAGAUCUGGGAAAGGCUCUGGCCAUUCAUACAGUGAUUUUCAAUUGUUCCAAUCAGCUGGAUUUUAUUACUGUAACCAAGUUUCUCCACGGACUGGCCAGCUCAGGUACCUGGGCAUGCUUUGAUGAUAUCACCUGUGUGGAUGUGGAUGUCCUGUCUGUAAUGGCUCAACACAUCUCCACCAUACAAAAAGCCCAGCAACAAAGGGUUGAGCGUUUCAUUUUUGACGGAGCAGAGAUAUCUCUUGUCCCCUCCUGUGCUGUAUUCUUCACCAUACGCCUUGGUUGCACUGGCUACACCACAAUGCCCAACAAUCUCAAGGUCCUGUUUCGUCCUGUAGCCAUGACAGUUCCUGACAGUGCAAUGAUAGCCGAGAUCUCCUUGUACUCUUUUGGCUUCAGUAAUGCCAAAGUCCUUUCCAAGAAGAUCGCUACAACUUUCAGGAUCUGCUCUGAACAACUUAGCUCUCAGGAUCAUUAUGACUUUGGCAUGAGAGCUGUGAAGAGUGCAAUCUCAGUUGCAGCAACCAUGAAGAGAGAAAACUCCAACAUGAAUGAGGAGUUAAUCUGUCAACAGGCCAUUCAGGAUAUCACUGUGCCAAAGUUGUUACAAGAUGAUCUAAAGCUCUUCGAUGGCAUUGUGUCUGAUCUUUUCCCUGAUACAAAACAGAAGAUAAUCAAUGAUGGUACACUGGAGCAUUCGCUGUGUACCAUCUGUGCGACUAAGAACCUCAAAGAUGUGGAUGGGUUUAUCACUAAGUGUAUUCAGCUGUAUGAGACCAUUGUGGUGAGACAUGGCGUGAUGUUGGUGGGACCUCCUGGAUCAGGAAAAACAAAGUGUUACGAGACAUUAGGUGCUGCCAUAACAGCUCUGGAAGGCCAGCAUGCUGCAAAGGGUGGUGUGUAUGAGGCUGUUCAGAUUCAUGUCCUCAACCCAAAAUCUAUCACCAUGGGCCAGCUCUAUGGGGAGUAUGACUCACUCACACAUCACUGGAGCGACGGCGUCCUCUCUGCUCUUAUGCGUGAUGGGGCAGCAUCUGUGGACAAAAAGAAAAAGUGGUACAUGUUUGACGGGCCAGUGGACGCUAUGUGGAUUGAAAGCAUGAAUACUGUGUUGGAUGACAACAGAAAAUUAUGUCUAAGUUCGGGGGAAAGCAUAAGACUCACUGAUGCGAUGACAGUCAUGUUUGAGGUGGAGGACUUGGCAGCUGCCUCUCCAGCGACAGUGUCUCGCUGUGGUGUGGUUUACUUGGAGCCCAAUAUUUUGGGCCUCUCCUCCUUCACAGAGUGCUGGCUGAAACAGGUCCCUAAGAUCAUUAAACCACACACAGAGCAGCUGAAGCACCUGUUUUUCAGGUUCCUGGAGGACUCAAUUACAUUUGUGCGUACAUCAGUAAAAGAAGUCAUCCCAUCUCUGGACAGCAGCCUUAUUUGUAGCCUUCUGAAACUGAUGGAGUGUUUCUUUAGUUCACUGAAAGUUGAAAAGAGUGAGAUGCAGCAACCUCUCUCGGAUCGUCUUAAAGAGCUGAUCGAACCAUGGUUCUUUUUUUCACUGGUGUGGAGCAUAGGAGCUACUGGAGAUCAAGUUGGUCGCCAGCACUUUUCAGCCUGGCUGAAAAGCAAAAUGGCAGAAGAAAAGAUUAAGUUGUGUUUUCCUGGAGAGGGCCUGGUAUAUGACUACAGGGUUGGUGACUCAGGGAUUAGCAAUGCAGAGAAUCAAGAUGUACAGAAGGAAAGAGAAGUUCAGUGGGUCAGCUGGAUGAAAUAUGCAGAAAGUGUUGCAAUCCCACAAGUAGAUUUUCCUGGAAUUUUUGUUCCAACUGCUAACACGGUCAGAACAUCUUUCCUGAUGGAGCUGCUAUUGACAAACAAAAAACCUAUGCUGUGUGUUGGGCCUUCUGGUACAGGGAAGACAACGAUGAUGUUGGACAAGUUGCUGAAGAACAUGCCUGCUGAAUAUGUCACACACAUUUUAAUGUUCUCUGCCCACACCUCAGCCAACCAGGUUCAAGAUUUCAUUGACAGCAGACUAAUCAAAAGGCAGAAAGGUGUGCUUGGACCUCCAGCUGAAAAGCAGUUUAUCUUCUUUAUCGAUGACCUAAACAUGCCUGUGCUGGAAACUUCUGGGGCUCAGCCUCCGAUAGAACUGCUGAGGCAGUGGACGGAACAUGGUGGCUGGUAUAACAGGAAGCAGAUCGGGGCUUUCGAUCACUUGGAAGAUAUUAAUUUUGCAUUGGCCACAGAAACUCCAGGUGGGGGGAGAAACCCCAUCACUCAGCGCUUCACACGUCAUUUCAACAUCUUGUCCUGCAUUGACAUAGAGGAUGCCAGCAAGAAAAAGAUUUUUUCCACCAUUCUAGAAAGUUGGAUGGGACCUGUGUCUGAAAUCCGGCCCCUGAAUGAGCCUAUUGUUAAUGCCACGAUCCAAAUCUUCAGAGCAGUUACCUCUUAUUUCCUCCCAACUCCGGCAAAGUCCCACUACACCUUUAACCUCAGAGACCUGUCGAAGGUUUUCCAAGGCAUCCUCAUGGCUGAGGCUAGCAUAAUAGAGGUAAAUAAAUCACAGCUGCUGAAGCUGUGGUACCAUGAAAGCUGCAGAGCUUUCCAGGAUCGUCUUGUGUGUACUGAGGAUAGAGAGUGGUUCAACAAGCUCCUGAAGGAUUGUAUUCAAGAGUUUGAAUGUUGUUUUGAUGAAGUUGUGCCCUGCCACCCUGUUCUGUAUGGAGAUUUUAUGAUUCCUGAUGAUGCUUCUAAAGUCUACAAACUCAUAGAUGACAAGGAAAAGCUGACAGAAGUAAUGGAAAAAUACAUAGAAGACUACAAUCAUAGCAGCAUGUUUGAGAUGAAGUUGGUGCUUUUUAUGGAUGCUAUUGAGCAUGUGUGUCGGAUCAGCCGCAUCCUGCGCCAGCCCCAGGGCCAUGCUCUUCUACUUGGAGUGGAUGGAAGUGGUCGCCGCUCUCUUGCUAAACUUGCUUCAUAUAUGUCUGGGUGUGAGUGUUUCGAGAUUGAGACAUCUAAAAACUAUGGCCGAACAGAGUGGAGAGAGGACAUUAAAAAAGCCCUGCUUAAGGCUGGCCUUCAAAACCGGAAGAUCACCUUCCUUUUUGCCGACCUGCAGGUUAAGAGUGAGUCAUUCCUGGAGGAUAUCAACUUCAUUUUGAACAGUGGUGACAUUCCCAAACUGUAUGCAUCAGAUGACCAGGAAAAUAUCCUCACAACAAUGAAGCCAUUGGUACGAGACCUGGGCCAGCAGCCAACUAAAGAAAAUCUCAUCGCUCUCUUCAUCAGGAGAGUCCGCAGAAACAUGCACAUUGUACUCUGUAUGAGCCCUAUGGGUGAGGUAUUUCGUGCACGGCUACGGCAGUUUCCUUCACUGUUGAAAUGUUGUACAAUAGACUGGUUCAGCGCCUGGCCAGAUGAGGCUUUGCAGUCUGUGGCUACAUCAUUUCUGAAUGAGUUACCUGAGCUAGAAGCGGACCCCACAACAAUCAGAGGAUUGACACAGAUGUGCGUGAGGAUUCACCAGGUGGUGGCCAGGAAGAGUGAACAGUACCUGGUGGAACUAUCUCGAUACAACUAUGUCACACCCACUUCCUACCUGGAGCUGCUCACAAUCUAUUCAGGUCUCAUUAGACGCAAGAAAAAUGAACUAAGCAGUUCUUGUCAGCUUCGAAACACAGCUGAAUAUGUGAGUAAGGUACAGGAGGACUUGGGGAUUUUGAGGUCUCUUUGGGAGGAUGCUAAUAAGGAUGCUGAGGUCACUAUGGAAACCAUCACAAGAGACACAGCGGUUGCAAAGGAGAUGCGCAGGUCAGUGCGAGAGGUGGAAUUUAAAGCUUCAGAGAAAGCAGGUUUUGUGAGAGUCAUUGCAACAGAUGCUCAGAGAGACGUAGACGGGGCUUUGAAAGCCGUGCAUGCUGCCCUCUCCAGGCUUCAGUCACUCAGCUUGAACACUUUUACAGAGUUGCAAGCUAUUCAGCAACCUUCCCAGAGCAUGAAACUUGUUUUUGAGGCCCUUUGCAUAAUGAAAGGCAUCAAGCCGGAUAAGCUACCUGGAGACAUUGACGACUACUUACAGCCAGCCAAAAAUCUUCUGCAAGACCCCAGCAAGUUUCUGGAGAGCCUCACUGAUUUUGAUAAGGACAACAUCCCAGGUCAUGUGAUCAGCUUAGUACAGCCGUACAUUGACAAUGAAGAAUUUCAGCCAGAUGCCAUUGCCAAGGUUUCUGAAGUCUGUGUGCCAAUUUGCCAAUGGGUGCGAACAGUGUACACAUAUCACUUUGUGGCCAAAGCUGUGGAACCGAAACGGCAAGCUCUCCUAGAGGCCCAAAAGCACUUAACAGCCACCCAGAGCACUCUGGAUGAUGCCCAGAGACAACUGACAGCAGUGGAGGGCAGAAUUGCCACAUUACAGGCCAAGCACCGAGACUGUCAGGCUAAGAUGAAUGAACUGCACGCCAAAUGUCAACAGUUUGAGGCUCGCAUCAAUGAAGCAAACAAGCUGUUAGGUGGACUGGCAGAGGAAGAAGCACUUUGGACCAAAAAGGCAGAAAAUCUUGACUCUAUGGUCAAAAAUUUUGCAGGUGACGCUCUUCUGUGUGCAGGAUAUGUGGCAUACCUGGGACCCUUCACUGGAGAGUACCGGGCAGCCGUAGCUGGAGAGUGGCUCCAUCUUUUCAAAGAUUUGAGUAUUGCACAUACUGAUGCACCCACCUUGCUCAACACUCUGGGAAAUCCUAUCAAGAUCCACUCUUGGCAGUUGUCAGGUCUCCCAGAGGAUCCUUUUUUGAUGGAGAGCAGUGUGAUAUCCCAGAAUUGUCUUCGCUGGUCGCUGUUUAUAGAUCCUCAAGGUCAAGCUAACAAAUGGAUCAGAAACAUGGAGCAGGACAAUGGAUUAGUUGUUACGAGGCUUAGUGAUGGAGACUUCCUCCACAGGCUUGAGAAUGCCAUUCGUUUUGGUAAACCCUGCCUGGUGGAGAAUGUAGGAGAGGAGCUAAAUCCUGCCAUGAAACCUGUUUUGUUGCGUCAGGAAGGCAGCACUGUUCUGACGCUGGGUGAGUCAGUCAUCCCGUACCAUGAAGGCUUCAAGAUGUACAUUACCACCAAGAUGCCUAAUCCACACUACUCUUCAGAGGUUUCUGACAAAGUGUGUCUCGUCAAUUUCACCCCGUCUACCAGAGGACUAGAAGAACAGUUUUUAAGCCGGGUGGUGGCUGAAGAGUGCCCUGAUUUGGAGGAGGAAAGAAAGCAGCUGAUAAUCAGUAAUACAUUUGAAAUAAAACAGGAGCUGGAAGAAAUUGAAGAUAAAAUCCUCCAAUGUCUCAGCUCAAUAGAGUCAAACCCCGUGGACAACGUGGAGCUCCUUCUAAUGAUGGAGACCUCUAAGAUCAAAAUUGAGGAGAUGAAGGCUAAAGUGAUGGCUGCAGAGAGGACUGAGCGAGACAUUGAAGCCAUCCGUCUGGACUAUGUGCCGGUGGCUGCACAUGCAUGUCUUCUAUUCUCCUGCGUAUCGGACCUGUCCAAUUUGGAAGCAGUGUACCAGUUCUCACUGGAGUGGUUUAUCGGGAUCUUCAUGACAGCUAUUGCCAACUCUAAUAAAGCAGAGACAGUGGAGAAGAGAAUCACCAACAUCAAUGAUUUUUUUACUUUCAGUCUGUACAGCUCAGUCUGCCAAGGCUUGUUUGACAAACACAGACUUAUGUUUGCCUUUUUUCUGUGUGCUCGCAUCCUGAUGAGUGAGAACAAAAUCGACCCGGCUGAGUGGCAGUACCUGCUCUGUGGAGGUAUGCCUGUUGAAGAGCUUCCUAACCCAGCUGAGGACUGGGUGUCGGAGCAGGCCUGGCAGGAAAUGUUAGGCCUCAGCAGUCUUGAAAACUUCAACAAACUUGCAGAGACCUUCAUCGAACAUCCUCUCCCAGGAGAAUGGAACUCCAGAUUGGACUCAUUCCAGAAGCUGCUAAUUCUUCGAUGUCUGAGGGCUGAUUGCCUCGUUCAGGGCCUGCAGGAUUUUGUGUCCACUCAUUUGGGACAGCGUUUUAUAGAGCCUCAGACAUCAGAUUUGUCUGUGGCCUUCAAAGAAUCAUCCCCUGUAACUCCCAUCAUCAUUGUCCUUUCUGCUGGCACUGACCCUGCUGAAGACCUCUACAGGUUUGCGGAUGUAAUGCAGUUCUCCAAGAAAGUGACUUCCAUCUCUUUGGGUAGAGGACAGGGUCCCUUGGCCGAGACUAUGAUGAGUUCUGCUAUGGAAAGAGGUCAAUGGGUAUUUUUCCAGAACUGUCACCUGGCACCCAGCUGGAUGCCUACCCUGGAGAAACUCUUUGAAAGUAUUGACCCUGUAAAGGUGCAUAAGGAUUUCCGCUUGUGGCUCACCUGUCUUCCUAGUAAAAAGCUUCCAGCGUCCAUUCUACGAAAUGGAUCCAAGAUUACCCUUGAUUCUCCGAAGAGCAUCAAAGCCAAACUGCAGAAAACCUACAUGAGAUUCACAAAUGAUUUUCCUGUGUCUUCCACUAAGGUGGGAAACUUGAAGUCGUUGCUACUGUCUCUCUGCUUUUUCCAUGGAAUUACUUUGGCACGAAGAAAGUUUGGCCCUUUGGGCUUUACUGUUCCCUAUGAGUUCACUGAUGACGACUUGAACAUCUGCGUCGGCCAGCUGAAAAUGUUCCUGGACAUGUACCAGGACAUUCCAUACAAGGUUGUUCUAAAAUACACUGCUGGGGAGAUUAUCUAUGGAGGUCAUGUAACAGAUGACUGGGACAGACGAUGUUUGCUCAGUGUGCUGGGAGACUUCUUCUGUCCUGGUGCCCUGAGUGCUGAUCAUGUCUACUCGCCGUCUGGGGUCUAUCGGCAAAUAGACUCUAAUCUGGAUGUCAAGGCUUAUUUAGCAUACAUCCAUGGUUUGCCCAUCAAUGAUACACCUGAGAUCUUCGGUCUCCACGAGAACGCCAAUAUCCGCUACGGCCAGAGUGAGACCUUCGCCCUGCUGGAAGCUGUGGUUUGUCUCCAGCCUCGAGCUACAUUGAGUGGAGGCAAAACUCAGGAGGAGAUGGUGGAGGAGAUUGUAGCAGAUAUUGCUGAAAAGAUCCCCCAGCCUUUCAGAGUUAAAGAGGUGAUUGAAAAGUACCCAGUCCUCCAUGAGGAGUCCAUGAACACGGUGCUCAUCCAUGAGGUUAUCAGAUACAACAAGUUGCAGGAGGUCAUCUCUCAGAGUCUCUGUGACAUUACGAAAGCUCUGAAAGGUUCAGAGGUGAUGUCAUCACAGCAAGAGCUAAUGGCUCGUAGCCUUUUAAACAACAUGGUGCCCGACGCCUAUCCCUCUCUGAAGCCUCUUGCCUCCUGGGUGUCAGACCUGCUUCAGAGGAUCGGUUUCCUGCAAAGAUGGAUCUCUAACGGCACCCCACCUGUUGUCUGGAUUAGUGGAUUAUUUUUCCCGCAGGCUUUUCUCACAGGAAUCCUCCAGAACUACGCCCGCCGCUCCGGCACCUCUAUUGACGCAAUUGAAUUUGACACUGAGGUGAUAGUGAAGUCAGUGUCGGAGAUAACAGAAAUGCCUAGCACUGGCUGCUACAUCCACGGUCUAUUCCUGGAGGGGGCUCGCUGGGAUAAAGAGGCAGGCCGACUCACAGAAUCCAGGCCUAAGGAGCUCUACGCACAAAUGGCCGUCAUCUGGCUGGUCCCCAAACCGAACCGCCAACCUCCAACCUCUGGGGUCUACGUCUGCCCCGUCUACAAGACGCUCAGACGAGCUGGUGCUCCGUCCACCACUGGCCAUUCUGCCGACUGCGUGACUGCGGUGGAGCUGCCCUCAGAUCACAGCCAGGGCCACUGGAUCAAACGGGGUGUUGCCCUCAUCUGUGCGCUAGAUCACUGAAUACAUUCACCUUGUUUUUAGAUAAAUGCUUCCCACUUGCUCUUCACAGCCCGCAUUGAGUAUUGCUGUGUCAGACUUGACUUUAUCUGAUAUUCCCCACAUGACUUUGGUAUGUUUUCUCUACAACCCUAGCCAGUGAAAUAAACUGUAACUCACAAUGAAGUGUUGACACGAUAUGUUCCUUUGUGAGUGUUUUCUUAAGGCAAAGUCACAAAAUCUACCGCGUUAUUAGGGUGAGAUCUCAGUCGUUUCUGCUCUCCCCUCAAAAGCGCUCGCUGAACACACUGAGGUGGAUUUCCGUCCUGCUCCUUUAAGAGGGCAGCGCAGGCCAAUUGAGAAAUACCGCUUGGCUGAGGGGGGGGGGGGGGGGGCAAACUGACGGUGACAGUGCCUUACCAUGUGAAUUCAACUGAGACUGAAGAUCAACGGGAAACCGAGAACACUGAGUCAACAGAUGACAAGACUCCUUCCACUUCAAGAAACCUGACAGGAUUUUGAUUAUGCGUUAAGUAGUUUGGAUUUCCCAGAGUGGCAAAGUUGAUAGGGCCACUAAUAGAUAGGGACACAUUUAAAAAAAAAAAAAAAGAUCAGUGGCUACUUUGAAACAGCAUUACAGAUGUUCUGUGUCUCAUCAGGCUAGCGGAAGACAGAAGCGGCUCUUGGGUGCGGAGUUGCGGCUGCCGGGGGUCCAGCAGAUGCGUCCUUAGAGCUCCGCUCCUCACCCUCUCUCUCGGCUUUGCAUAGUUCCCGGAGUCAUCGCAUUACUUUGGGCGAGUCCUCUUUGAGAAACAGGCCGGCGUGAACAUGCUUCAGAAUGAAAACGGGAAGGAAACAGCGCCGCUGCCCCCGAAAGCUGAUGGAGCGGAGUCCGGCCGUCCGGCGCCGGACACCGAGCCCUCUCUCUUCCCCAUGCCCGCCUAUCCCAAGCUGGAAAUAAAACGCAACGCAGUGACGGACGAUUACAAGAUCUCGAGUCAGGUUUUGGGCUUGGGGAUCAACGGAAAAGUCCUUGAGUGCUUCAACAAGAAGACAGGAGAGAAGUGCGCUCUGAAGAUCCUCUACGACAGUCCCAAAGCAAGACGAGAGGUGGAGCUUCACUGGCGAGUGUCAGGCGGGCCGUACAUCGUCCGCAUUCUGAGCCUGUAUGAGAACAUGCAUCACGGGAAAAAGUGCCUGCUUAUUAUCAUGGAGUGUAUGGAAGGAGGAGAGCUAUUCAGCAGAAUCCAGGCCAGAGGGGACCAGGCCUUUACUGAAAGAGAGGCAUCUGAGAUCAUGAGGGACAUCGGCACAGCCAUUGACUUCCUGCAUGACAUCAACAUUGCCCAUAGAGACAUCAAGCCAGAGAACUUGCUGUAUACGACUAAAGAAAAAAAAGGGGUCCUAAAACUGACAGACUUUGGCUUCGCUAAGGAGACAACGCUACACAACCCUUUGCAGACCCCCUGUUAUACACCGUACUACGUGGCUCCUGAGGUUUUGGGUCCAGAGAAGUAUGACAAGUCAUGUGACAUGUGGUCUCUGGGUGUCAUCAUGUACAUCCUGUUGUGUGGCUUCCCCCCGUUUUACUCCAACACCGGUCAGGCUAUAUCUCCAGGGAUGAAGAGGAGGAUCCGGAUGGGCCAGUAUGAGUUCCCCAAUCCAGAGUGGUCAGAUGUGUCACAGGAAGCUAAAGAUUUGAUCCACCAGCUACUGAAGACAGACCCCAACGAGCGAAUGACCAUCACCCUUUUUAUGAACCAUCCCUGGAUCAAUCAGUCCAUGGUGGUUCCCUCCACGCCCCUCCACACCACCCGGGUCCUCACUGAAGACAGAGAGAUGUGGGAGGAUGUGAAGGAGGAAAUGACCAGUGCUUUAGCGACCAUGCGCGUAGACUACGACCAGGUGAAGAUCAAAGAUCUGGACACAUCCAGCAACCCUCUGCUCAACAAAAGACGCAAGAAAGCUGCUGCAGGGGGCAAGAGUGGGUCUACUGUCUGCCAGAGUCAGUGAGGCAAAAAAGAUCUGUGGAGAAAAAAAAAUCCAAGCCGAACAACAUCAGAGGACAGCAGCACAGAGUAGGGAAAAAAAGUUCAUAUGUGUAUGAGGAAGUUAUUUAAAGAGCUGCUUGGAACUCUUGCCAGACUGAAUGUUAAAGGAAAAAAUGUUGCCAUGAAAAGGACAACACAGGAACACCAGUAUGAAAGCUGGACAGCUGAAUGACAUGUUGAGAUGUGGUAUCAUCUGUUGCUCACUGAAGGCUCAUCUGUUUUUAAAUCUUUUUAUGUAUGUCCUUUGUAGAGCUUGCGUGUUUAUAAGUGUCUGUAUUCAGACAUUAGGUACUUUUUGUGGUCAUGUUUCAUGUAUUUCAAUGCUGGAUUGCCUGUUUUUUCCUCAUAUGCAACUAUGCACUAGUAUGCAGACACACACACACAAAUACAGAGAAAGAAGCCAAAUGUGGACAGACUGUGAAACACUUGUGUUGUCUUAAUGUUGUCUAUAUUUUUCUGCCUUUCUUUUAGGGUUCAAACUCGGUUUCACACCGACUGUCUUGUUAACACAAUGUGGCCUCCGUAUUGACCUAUGAGUCAAUGAUUCAACCUUUUCUUUUCUCUAUAAAGCGACAAUAAAAUGACAUCAUGCUUACAAUCAAGUUAACUAUUUUACACCGUUUGAUGUGUGGAGAAGCAGCACCACAGUUUUGUGUAAGCUGUAGUGAGGAAACAGCAGGUUGUGCUACAUGGAUAAGUUGUGACAUUUCAAUUGAGAAAUGUCUCCUUUGUACACGAGUUGGUUUAUGGCGGUUAAUUGUAGCGUUUCCAGUAAAUAUAGAAGGUGACAAUGCAGCCCCUAAUUAGGAACACCUCUUUUGUAAGGGACCCACUACUUACCCACUCCAACUAAACUCAGCAUUCAUGUUAUGUAGAACUGAACUUCAAGCAAAACAGGAGCUUUCGGUGCAAGAUGUUUUCUGUUUGGACCCAGGACCCAUUGCCUUCAUAAAUGGGCUUUAUUAGGCUAGUAUGGAUAGCAGCUGUGAGUUUUUUUUGGGACAUGCCAUUUGACUCCAAAACGCCAACUCUAUUAUGUUUAGAUUAUAUGAAAAGAAUGUCUCCCUCUCUUUGAUGACAUG
Menidia menidia (Atlantic silverside) is the source of this 15652-nucleotide messenger RNA. NCBI's taxonomy places the organism in Eukaryota, Metazoa, Chordata, Actinopteri, Atheriniformes, Atherinopsidae. The record is from the annotation of a GenBank genome assembly.